Molecule: messenger RNA, 346 nt
Organism: Dimorphilus gyrociliatus
Lineage: Eukaryota; Metazoa; Annelida; Polychaeta; Dinophilidae
Source: the annotation of a GenBank genome assembly
GAUGUCAGUCAAUUAUGGAGUUGCAUGGGUACAAGUAUAUUUAGGUGAGAUUUAUGAUAUACAUGGCAUGGAUACAAGAGGAGAUUGUUGGUGCAGCAAUGGUCAUAAUGAGCAAUAUUAUAUUACAACCUUUAAAUUAUCUUAUUCAUUAAAUGGAGGUCAAUUUAAUUAUUAUGUAGAUGAAAAUGAAAUCCUCAAUGGAAAUGUCGGAGCAACAUGGAAUAUACCUAAUAGAAAGACUUUUGACAAGAAAAUUGAAGCUGAUACACUAAGGAUACACCCAAUAACUGGUUUCUAUUCAGCAUUAGCCUUUGAAUUAUAUGGCUGUGGUAAUAUAUCUUUAUAA